Messenger RNA from Nylanderia fulva, 312 nucleotides. The record is from RefSeq and is a predicted model, not a curated record. Lineage: Eukaryota; Metazoa; Arthropoda; Insecta; Hymenoptera; Formicidae.
AUGACACAGGUGCUCACCGGACACGGAUGUUUCGGGGAGUACCUGUGUCGAAUCAAGAAGGAGCGCACGACACGAUGCCACCAUUGCGGCUGCGAGCGUGACACUGCCGGGCACACACUUCAAGAGUGUGUUGCCUGGGCGGAAGAAAGGGAGAAGCUCGCGGCCGCAAUCGAGAGGGACCUCACAUUGCCAGCGGUGGUCAAGGCAAUGGUCACCGAGGAGGAGGCGUGGAAGGCGUUCUCCUCCUUCUGUGAGAAAGUGCUCUCACAGAAGGAGGAGGCAGAGAGAGAGGGAGAGGGCUGGGAGAGGUAA